AGAAUGUUCAACCGUAAACUCAUGGAAUGUUCUGAUGACGAAUUCGUUCGUGGAUCUCAAUGUGACGAAGAAGAUGAAGAAGAGCAACAACGACAAUCUUCCCAAAGACCACCAUUUUACGAGAAUAUGCGCACAUUUGCUCCUUCCCAUAUGCAUAUCUCGUGUCAUUAUGAUAUACCGUAUCCUCCACAUCUUAUUCAACCUCCAGUUUGUGGAGUCAGCACUUUUACAUAUGCAAGAGAGUUUCCAGUGAGCAAUUCACAACAGUUCUUCAAUGUUACUCCCCCACAACAACAGCAACAACAAGGGACUGGAGGAAGUGGAGAGGAAGAUUACUGUAUUCCUAAAUCAGAAGAUAGAGAUCACUCAUCUAAUUACAGUCAAGUUGCCACAAAACAGGAUCGUCCAUUCGUUUUCUUUGCUUCUGACUGUCAAUCUCCCCUUGAAAUUGUUGGUGAAGUCUACUGCACUGUUCCAGGACGCACAAGUCUCUUAAGCUCUACAACUAAAUAUCGGGUUACUGUAGCAGAAAUACAAAGACGCAUCAGCCCGCCAGAAUGCUUAAAUGCGUCUCUUCUUGGUGGUAUUUUGAGAAAGGCUAAGUCAAAGGACGGUGGGAAAACAUUGAGGGAUUCUCUCAAGAAACUUGGUUUGACUCUUCCUGCUGGUAGAAGGAAGCAAGCAAAUGUUACAGCUUGGACGGCUUUAGUUGAAGAAGAAGCAAUUCACAUGGCAAAAGAGUUUGCUCUCGUAUGUGAAAAGGAAUUUCAUUCCCGAGAAAUUGGAAUCUACUUGACAAAAACCUCUCUAGCAAUCGAUCCGGACGUUGUAAAGCGGAGAACUGCACUGGAAAUGAGCAGGAAAGUUGUUGGAGAGCUCGCUGAACUUCUCUCCUGUGACCGUACACCUCUUACUCCAUAUUUUCCUAGAAAUAUGCUUCCGAUUGAUCCUUCUGUACAACAGCAUUUAUCACAUUUUACGCUGAUGACUCAUGGUUUCGGAAACGUGGCAAUGAGUGCAGUACUGGAAUCAGUUAAGUUAAUGAUUGAUGAAAGUAUCAAGUAUAUUGAUCGAUGUUGUUCUCAAAAUGUCUGGAGAUAAUUACGCUUUGUCUUCUUGUUGAAUACUUUUUUGAUUGUCUCAAGCAUGUAUGUAAACCACAAAAUUAAUAUAAAUUCGCAAUCAAUAAAAUAAAUUUAUCACAAAA
Caenorhabditis elegans is the source of this 1207-nucleotide messenger RNA. RefSeq names its product Transcription factor aptf-1 (gene aptf-1). Gene Ontology annotation, biological process: regulation of DNA-templated transcription. Bases 4 to 1101 code for a protein of 365 amino acids. The transcript is spliced from 6 exons. Gene Ontology annotation, molecular function: DNA-binding transcription factor activity. Lineage: Eukaryota; Metazoa; Nematoda; Chromadorea; Rhabditida; Rhabditidae. Gene Ontology annotation, cellular component: nucleus. The record is from RefSeq and is marked reviewed.